Leptopilina boulardi is the source of this 2546-nucleotide messenger RNA. RefSeq names its product monocarboxylate transporter 4 (gene Mct1). Gene Ontology annotation, molecular function: monocarboxylic acid transmembrane transporter activity. The transcript has 12 exons. NCBI's taxonomy places the organism in Eukaryota, Metazoa, Arthropoda, Insecta, Hymenoptera, Figitidae. Gene Ontology annotation, biological process: transmembrane transport; monocarboxylic acid transport. The coding region runs from base 772 to 2511 and encodes 579 amino acids. The record is from RefSeq and is a predicted model, not a curated record.
AAAUUGAAAUUUUUUUUUAUAGGAAAUUUUUGUCCCAUCUUUCCAUAGAGAAAUUCUAGUGCUGUUCAUUCGUCUUUACGCGGGCGAACGUUCUCGCGCUUUUAUUUUCAGAAGACCAAAUUCUACUUGAGGAAAAGCUACCGCAUCAGAGAGAGAAAAAGGGGCGGUCGACUGUCGUCAUUCCGCAUGCAACUGCAUCGCAAAAUUUCAAGUGACAAUUUUGCGGAUAAAGAAGAGAGUGUAAAAAAAUUUUUCCCGGUGUGUAACGAAGAAAAUAAAGAAGAUAACGAAGGAAACAAAGGAAGAUUCAAGGUAUUCUAAUAACUGUUGCUGAGAGAAAGAAAAAGAAAGAGAGGGGCAUUGCAAUUUGCUGCAAAUAUUGUCAGUGAUCUAUGGAUGUAUAUAGACAUUAGAAAAGAAAAAUAAUAAUAAUAAUGAAGAAAGAUAGCAAUGUUUGCGAUUAGCCUACUGACAAAUGCGCCACCAUCUGUAUACAAGUUCUUUGCACAAUCAUUGAAAGAACACGUGCUGUACAAGAUCGGCUAUUCGGUGAAGGACCUUGUUACUAUCAUACAGUCACUUUAUUUCUACCAUCAGAAUCAGACGUAGAGUUAGGCAUUUAUCGAUGCCUUUCCCGCUUCAAUCAACAUUUUCCACAAAAAACAUGAAGUUUUACAACAAGAAUUAUUCUUCAUAAUUCAUUCUACAGCGACAACUAUAAGACUUUUUUUUAGAAAAAAAAAAAAUUUAUUAAUUUAUUUAUUAACGGCCAUGGCUCAUUCAAUUCCGGGAGACAAGAUAAAAAAAAGAGAAAAUGGAAAUAUUGACAAAAUUGACGAGGAUACGGAAGAUGAUAAUUUUAUGCAAGAAAUCACCGAAGAUGAUUCUCAACCCCCACCUCCAGACGGGGGGUGGGGGUGGUUCGUAGUUUUUGGAUCAUUCAUGAUACACAUAGUCACCGACGGUGUGACGUAUUCAUUUGGUGUAUUAUUCGAAAAACUUAUAGAACAUUUUAAUGAAGGAACAGGACCAACUGCUUGGAUAGUUUCUAUUUUAGUUGGAGUUACAUUAUGUUCCGGUCCAAUUGCAAGCGUUUUUGUUGAUAAAUAUGGCUGUCGACCAGUAACGAUCGCAGGUUCUAUAUUGGCUAGCUUAUGUUUCUUAGUGAGCAUGUGGGCUCAAAAUAUUAUAACAUUAUGUUUAUCAAUAGGCCUUGGCACUGGCUUUGGUUUUGGUUUAAUUUACCUGCCAGCGAUAGUAAGUGUCACGUGUUAUUUUGAAAAAUAUCGAUCACUUGCAACGGGAAUUGCAGUGUGCGGCUCAGGUUUGGGAACAUUAGUUUUUACACCAUUGUUACAAUAUUUCGUAACUGAAUAUGGUUGGCGAGGAACAAUGUUGAUUAUCUCGAGUAUUGUUUUGAAUUGUAUAAUAUUUGGAAUUUUAUUCAGGCCAUUAAAGCCUGUAAAGAAGAAAGAAUCUAUAGCCAUGACAGAAGUGCCAAAAGAAAUUGAAAAAGAAAUGAAAUUAAUUCCAGCAACAAAUGGAUUUCAUCGACCACACAGUGUCAGUAAUGUAAAUUCAAAAUAUUUUGGUGACAAUAAUUAUACUGCACAUAAUAUUAGAAUAGCUCUAAGUCAACCAAUUUUAAUAACAACAAAAAAUCGUGAACACACAACAAAAUCAUUUGGUAGUGGAUUUAUGAAUCGUCGUGAUAUUUUUUAUCAAGGAAGUGUGGAUAAUUUACGCAAACGACCAGAAUCACUAUUGAAUAGUGUAGAAAAUCUCAAAUUUCAUGAAUCAAUAAAAAGUUUACCAAAUGGAACGAAACACAAGUCUGAAGAGAUUUUAGCAAAGAAGAAAAAAACGAAUAUAUUUUUGAAAAUGUUGGAUUUCUCAUUAUUAAAAGAGUCAUUAUAUAUUGUUUUUACAUUAUCGAAUUUUUUUACUAGCAUCGGAUUUUAUAUACCAUUUUAUUUCGUAUCGAUUCUAGCUCAGGAAAAGAAGAUAGAUAAAGAAGAUGGACAGUAUUUGAUUGAACUUAUUGGAAUAGCAAAUUCUUGCGGUCGUAUUAUUCUUGGAUAUUUAUCGGAUAAACCCUGGAUUAAUAGGCUACUUGUCUACAAUUUUUGUUUAACAGCUUGUGGCAUUGCAACAGUAUUUGCAACAUUCUGUGAUGGUUUUGUAAAACUUGCAAUUUAUGCAAUAGUAUUUGGUAUCACAGCUGGCGCUUAUGUGGGACUUACAUCUGUGAUUUUAGUUGAUCUUUUUGGUCUCGAUCGUUUAACAAAUGCAUUUGGUUUACUUUUGCUUUUCCAAGGAAUCGCAUCAUUUUUGGGACCACCUCUUGGAGGUUGGUUAAAAGACUUGACUGGAUCAACAUAUCCAGCAUUUUAUCUAGCAGGAAUAAUGAUAGCACUAAGUGGCCUUAUGUUAUUUGCUAUUCCUCCUUUGCAAAGGAGGUUGCAAUCACGAGAAGUACAGACUAAAGAAACACAUUAUAAUUUAAUUUAAUUUAAUUCAAUUUUAAUAAACGUAUUUUAUUAAAA